Molecule: messenger RNA, 735 nt
Organism: Alternaria arborescens
Lineage: Eukaryota; Fungi; Ascomycota; Dothideomycetes; Pleosporales; Pleosporaceae
Exons: 3
Coding region: 1-735 (244 amino acids)
Biological process (GO): GPI anchor biosynthetic process
Cellular component (GO): endoplasmic reticulum membrane
Source: RefSeq, a predicted model, not a curated record
AUGGCCAGCACGACUGUCAUCAACGCAAACGCGACGUCCAAGGUCCACCCUUCUCCCCCCCCGCCAAUCGAGCCAUUAAAGAAUGACUUGGCACGCACCUACACGCACAUUCACCCGCUUCUUGUCCUUUCCGUCUAUGGCCUCAAGUUCAAUGCAUUGGUUGCCGACCCGGUAUCGACGCUCUUUAGCACCCUUCCGUACCUCGCCGUGCUACAGAUAGCGUUCGUGGCUGUAUGCCUACCACCAACUGGAGGCGCACCCAAGAAGCCCACCGAGAAGAAAGCCAAGGCUCCUGGCAAGCCGGAGCAAGGGGGUAACUCGAAGCUUGUACCGGCAUUCCUAUCCCUCCUUCUUGCCCUGAUCGCUGCAACCCCGCUCCUGACCGCUACCCUCGUCCUGUUCGGCGCGCCCGUCUCCUCGCAUUACUGGCAUACUCUCCUUUGCGGCGCUCACAUCGCGCUUCUCAGUACACUGCCCCUGGUAUACGUACACGGUGUAGACGGCGAGACCUGGAGGCAGAUUGUCGCGCUGCUUCUGCCGAUUGAUGAAGUCUACGGAGGAUUGAUUGGUACUGUGCUUGGUGCAUGGCUGGGCGCUGUGCCUAUUCCAUUGGACUGGGACCGCGAAUGGCAAAAAUGGCCCGUCACCAUCGUUACAGGCGCUUACAUUGGAUAUGCAGUCGGCAAACUGCUCGGUGGCACGCUCCUGAAGGGUACCAAGAUCAUGUUUGAUUAG